Messenger RNA from Condylura cristata (star-nosed mole), 2245 nucleotides. Its product is annotated as multidrug and toxin extrusion protein 2-like. Gene Ontology annotation, biological process: xenobiotic detoxification by transmembrane export across the plasma membrane. The transcript is spliced from 2 exons. Gene Ontology annotation, molecular function: antiporter activity; xenobiotic transmembrane transporter activity. Gene Ontology annotation, cellular component: membrane. The record is from RefSeq and is a predicted model, not a curated record. NCBI's taxonomy places the organism in Eukaryota, Metazoa, Chordata, Mammalia, Eulipotyphla, Talpidae. Bases 1 to 1512 code for a protein of 503 amino acids.
AUGGAGCCUCCCCCGGCCUCCGCGGAUCCUCCCUGGCCGCUUGGGCCUCCCAGAGGCCCAGACACUCCAGCGCCUGCCGAGCUCCCCACAGCGACAGAGCACCACGCUGCUGCCACCGCCGCAGUGCUAGGCAGCCCCGGGAGCCAGGACGCCCCCAGCGCGCGCGGCUGCCUGAGGAGACUUCGCGGCAAGCUGCCCACAGAGUGGCGGCUGGAGGUGACCGAGCUGCUGAAAAUAGCCGGCCCCGUGUUCCUCACAGAGUUGAUGACCUUGCUCAUUGAAGUCGUCAGUUCCAUAUUCUGUGGACACCUGGGCAAGGUGGAGCUGGAUGCGGUCCUGCUGGCAGUGUCGGUUGUGACUGUUACUGGGAUUUCAGUUGGAAUUGGCUUGGCCUCGGCUUGUGAUACUCUGAUGUCUCAGUCCUUUGGGGGCAGGAACCUCAAACGCGUGGGGGUCACACUCCAGAGAGGAAUCCUCAUCCUGACCCUGUGCUGCUUUCCUUGCUGGGCCGUCUUCAUCAACACUGAGCACAUCCUGCUGCUCCUAGAACAAGACCCCGACGUCUCCAGGCUAGCCCAAGAUUACGUGAUGAUUUUUAUUCCUGGCCUUCCCGCAGCGUUCCUGUUCCAGCUCCUGAUGAGAUAUCUACAAAAUCAGGGUAUCAUCCUGCCUCAGGUUCUCACUGUGAUGGCGGUAAAUGUCAUCAACGCGGGCAUGAACUACCUGCUGCUGUAUGUCCUGGACCUACGGGUGUCGGGAUCUGCUUGGGCAAACACUAUUUCCCAGUACUUGCUGUGUGUGCUGCUUUUCCUCUACAUCUGGUGGAGAAAACUCUACCUGGACACGUGGGGAGGUUGGAGCAGGGACUGUUUCCAGGAGUGGGGCUCCUUCAUCCGCCUGGCUGUUCCCAGUAUGUUCAUGGUGUGCAUUGAGACUUGGGCCUUUGAAAUCGGAGUUCUGCUUGCAGGACUGAUUAAUGUGACAGAGCUCGGAGCUCAAGGCACCAGCAGUGGAGUCGUGAGAGGCACUGGAGAUCAAAAGAUGGGCGCCAUCUUGAACGCCAUUGGUUAUUAUGUGUUUGGUUUUCCCAUUGGACUGUCUCUGAUGUUUGCAGCUAACCUUGGCAUAAAAGGUUUUUGGACUGGAAUUAUCAUCUGUGUCUUCUUUCAAUGUCUCUUCUACUUGGUGUUCAUCUACAAGAUAAACUGGAAUCAAGCUGCAGAGCAGGCACAAGUUCGAGCUGGGCUAAAGGGAACUGCAGAGACCAUGUCUAACUCAAUAACCCUCCCCAAUCAGGAAAUAGAAGUGACCAAUGGAGUGAUUUUACCUGAUAACAUCAGGCCAAUGGACCAGACUAUUUCACUGAUGGAGAUGGAAGAAAACAGCCAGGGUGGACUGUCCACCAUUGGAGAGGUUUUGACAGUGAGACAGCUGAUUAUCUAUCGAGGAAUAGCAUUAGCUGUUGCUCUUGCUGUUCUUUUAGCAGGAAUUUUAAUAAGAGUUUUCAUAUGACUGUGGCCAAAAUAGAAAUAUUGUCACCAGCCCACACAGUAUAAAUAUAAUAUUAAGUGAACUUUCCCCUCUUACAUGAUCUCUAUCAUGUUAUCAUGUUAAAAUUUGUAAAUGUGGUUUUUCCCUGCUUGUGUUCUUUACUUUUUUAAAAUCUUGAUGCUCUUCUUCUUUCAAGAAAGCAAAUCAAUGUCUAGUAAGUUUAAAUGUCGAUCUAGUUUUCUUUGUAGUCUGUUAAUAUUUAACUUGCCAGUGUUUAUAUAUUAAAUAUCUGGUCAAUUCUUAUCUCAGGUAUUGCCAUAUAAGCUUUUAUAAAAUAAACACCUCAUCAUUGGGAAAAAGAUUACUAUAUAUGCACAGUGGAAUACUACUGAACUCUAAGAAAAGAUGACUUGGCAUUGGCAUAGCAUGGAUGGGACUGGUCCAGGAGACUAUGCUAAGUGUAAUAACUCAGAAGAAGAAAGAUAAAUACCACAAUAUUUUCACUCAUGAAAUAUGGGGCAGAGGUACUGAGAAAGUUAAACCAAAACAGAUCUUAGAAAUAUGACUGCAGAAUUAAGACUGUUAGAAGGGGAAGAAUGGGUGGGGGGGAAGAGCAAAGGGGAAGAAGAGACCCAUUCCCUACGGUAAAGAACUGUGUGUGUUUUUCAGUGGAGGCCAAGGGGUGUGGUAUACAGUUGAACAAGUGUGAAUCUAUUCCCCUAAAUCAUGUACAGUGUUGUAAGCCAAUGUUACC